Messenger RNA from Callithrix jacchus (white-tufted-ear marmoset), 6921 nucleotides. It is a transcript of the gene HEATR1, whose product is annotated as HEAT repeat containing 1. Gene Ontology annotation, molecular function: snoRNA binding. The record is from RefSeq and is a predicted model, not a curated record. Lineage: Eukaryota; Metazoa; Chordata; Mammalia; Primates; Cebidae. Gene Ontology annotation, cellular component: 90S preribosome; t-UTP complex; small-subunit processome. Gene Ontology annotation, biological process: maturation of SSU-rRNA from tricistronic rRNA transcript (SSU-rRNA, 5.8S rRNA, LSU-rRNA); positive regulation of transcription by RNA polymerase I.
AAUUCCGGGCAAGUUUGAACCUCUUCCCUUGCCGUACUGUCUGCGGCCGGAAGAGGCUCUACAGCAUGUUUUAGGUUUCCGGGAGAGGGUUGGACUUAGUACCAUGUGGGAGCUGCUGUGAAGAGUUGUUGCAUUCCAAGGUAUACCCGAAUUCCCAAUUCCGGGUAAGGAGGAGCACAGAGCCGCUUGAUGUGGCUGCGGAUGGGGGCAGCAGAGCGAGGGAGGCCCGUGUCAGUAACACUCCGCUGGCGUGAGAGAUGACGUCCUUAGCCCAGCAGCUCCAACGACUUGCCCUCCCUCAAAGUGAUCCCAGCCUCUUCUCCAGAGAUGAAGUUGCCUCUUUGUUGUUUGGCCCUAAGGAAGCGGCCACCAUCGACAGGGACACCGCCUUUGCCAUUGGAUGCACUGGCCUGGAAGAAUUGCUUGGACUUGAUCCUUCCUUUGAGCAGUUUGAAGCACCGUUGUUCAGUCAGCUAGCAAAAACCUUGGAGCGAAGCGUUCAGACCAAAGCAGUAAACAAACAGCUGGAUGAAAGCAUUUCAUUAUUCCUGAUUCACUUGUCGCCUUACUUUCUGCUUAAGCCAGCGCAGAAGUGCCUGGAGUGGUUGAUUCAUAGGUUCCAUAUACAUCUUUAUAAUCAAGAUAGCCUCAUUGCUUGUGUUCUGCCAUACCAUGAGACAAGAAUAUUUGUGCGAGUCAUACAGCUGCUAAAAAUUAAUAAUUCAAAGCACAAAUGGUUCUGGCUGUUGCCAGUUAAGCAAUCUGGAGUGCCCUUAGCUAAAGGAACUUUGAUUACCCACUGCUACAAAGACCUUGGAUUCAUGGAUUUCAUUUGUAGUUUGGUGACAAAAUCUGUGAAGGUUUUUGCUGAGUACCCGGGCAGCUCAGCUCAGUUGAGGGUGCUCUUGGCUUUCUAUGCUUCUACCAUGGUGUCGGCGCUGGUAGCUGCGGAAGACGUAUCAGACAAUAUCAUCGCCAAAUUAUUUCCCUAUAUCCAAAAGGGAUUGAAAUCAUCUUUACCAGAUUACAGAGCUGCAACAUAUAUGAUAAUAUGUCAGAUUUCUGUGAAAGUGACAAUGGAAGAUACCUUUGUGAAUUCAUUGGUGUCACAGAUCAUCAAAACAUUGACCAAGAUUCCCUCUUUGAUCAAGGAUGGAUUAAGUUGCUUGAUAGUACUCCUGCAGAGACAGAAGCCAGAAAGCCUUGGCAAAAAGCCAUUCCUUCAUUUGUGUAAUGUUCCUGAUCUUAUUACAAUACUUCAUGGGAUUUCUGAAACCUACGAUGUCAGUCCGCUUCUGCGUUACAUGCUUCCCCAUCUGGUUGUCUCCAUCAUUCAUCAUGUUACAGGAGAAGAAACUGAAGGGAUAGAUGGUCAAAUCUACAAGAGCCACUUAGAAGCUAUACUUACAAGAAUAUCACUGAUGUACAACUUAGACCAUUUGUUGGCUAGCCUUCUAUUUGAAGAGUAUAUUUCAUAUAGUUCACAGGAAGAAAUGGAUUCUGAUAAAGUGUCUUUGCUUAAUGAACAGUUUCUUCCACUCAUUAGGCUUUUAGAAAGCAGAUACCCCAGAACAUUAGACGUUGUAUUGGAGGAACACCUAAAGGAAAUUGCAGACCUGAAAAAACAAGAGCUUUUUCACCAGUUUGUUUCCCUUUCUACAAGUGGAGGAAAAUAUCAGUUUUUAGCAGAUUCGGAUACUUCUUUGAUGCUCAGUCUGAAUCAUCCACUUGGUCCUGUGAGACUUCUGGCCAUUAAUCAUUUGAAAAAUAUCAUGAAAACAUCAAAGGAGGGUGUUGAUGAGUCUUUCAUAAAAGAAGCUGUUUUAGCCCGAUUAGGUGAUGAUGAUAUAGAUGUUGUUUUGGCGGCAGUAAGUGCUUUUGAGAUUUUCAAAGAACACUUUAGUUCAGAAGCGACGAUUUCAAAUCUUCUGAAUCUCUUUCAAAGAGCAGAACUUUCAAAGAACAGAGAAUGGUACAAGGUACUUAAGAUAGCAGCUGACAUAUUAAUUAAAGAAGAGAUACUGAGUGAAAAUUUUCAGUUGUCAAAUCAGGUGGUUAUACAUUUAUUGCCAUUUAUGGUCAUCAAUAAUGAUGAUAUGGAAUCUGCUGAGAUGAAAAUUGCUAUAUAUUUAUCAAAAUCAGGAAUCUGCUCUCUGCACCCUCUAUUAAGAGGCUGGGAAGAAGCUCUCGAAAAUGUGAUUAAAAGCACAAAGCCAGGGAAACUAAUCGGUGUAGCAAAUAAGAAGAUGAUUGAGUUAUUGGCUGAUAAUAUAAAUUUAGGAGAUCCGUCUUCAAUGUUAAAUGUGGUGGAGGAUUUAAUAAGCAUGGGUGAGAAGGAGUCCUUUAACCUGAAGCAGAAAGUGACAUUUCACGUGAUCAUGUCUGUGCUCGUCUCCUGUUGUUACUCAUCUUUGAAAGAAACCCACUUUCCAUUUGCAAUAAGAGUCUUCAGUUUGUUGCAGAAAAAAAUAAAGAAACUUGAAAAUGUCAUUACCGCAGUGGAGAUCCCCUCAGAAUGGCACAUUGAACUGAUGCUAGACAGAGGGAUACCAGUGGAGCUGUGGGCACAUUAUGUGGAAGAGCUCAACACCACCCAGAGGGUGGCCGUGGAGGACUCUGUUUUACUUGUAUUUUCCCUGAAAAAUUUUAUGUAUGCCCUGAAAGCUCCUAAGUCUUUUCCUAAAGGUGAUAUAUGGUGGAAUCCUGAACAACUGAAAGAAGACAGCAGGGACUAUCUGCACUUGCUUAUUGGACUCUUUGAGAUGAUGCUCAAUGGUGCCGACGCUGUUCAUUUCAGGGUUCUGAUGAAACUUUUCAUAAAGGUACAUCUACAAGAUGUUUUUCAGUUAUUCAAGUUUUUUUCUGUUUUAUGGACCUAUGGUUCUAGCCUUUCAAAUCCACUUAACUGCAAUGUGAAAACAGCGCUGCAGACCCAAGCUCUUUAUGUGGGCUGUGCAAUGCUCUCUUCUCAGAAGACACAGUGUAAACACCAACUGGCAUCCAUGUCUUCUCCAGUGGUGACAUCUUUACUCAUUAACCUGGGAAGCCCCAUAAAAGAAGUUCGUAGGGCUGCCGUUCAGUGUCUCCAGGUCCUCAGUGGAGUGGUGUCCCCUCUUCAUCUGAUAAUAGAUUAUUUGAUUUCUAAAGCAGAGGAGAUCACUUCAGAUGCUACGUAUGUUAUUCAGGAUUUGGCUACUUUGUUUGAGGAACUACAGAGAGAAAAGAAACUGAAAUCUCAUCAGAAGUUGUCCGACACUUUGAAAAACCUACUUAGUUGUGUAUAUAGUUGCCCAUCUUAUAUAGCAAAAGAUUUGAUGAAAGUACUUCAGGGAGUCAGCAGUGAGAUGGUGCUUUCUCAGCUAUUGCCUAUGGCUGAACAACUGCUGGAAAAGAUUCAGAAGGAGCCCACAGCUGUCCUGAAAGAUGAGGCCAUUGUUUUGCAUCUCACUCUGGGAAAGUAUAAUGAAUUUUCAUCUUCCCUUUUAAAUAAGGAUCCGAAGAGUCUAGAUAUAUUUAUAAAAGCUGUGCAUACAACAAAGGAACUUUACGCAGGAAUGCCAACCAUUCAGAUUACAGCCCUUGAAAAGAUUACAAAACCAUUUUUCGCAGCCAUAUCAGAUGAAAGAGUUCAGCAGAAGCUUUUAAGAAUGUUGUUUGAUUUAUUGGUGAACUGUAAAAACUCACAUUGUGCUCAGACUAUCAGCAGUGUUUUUAAAGGGAUUUCCGUUAACGCUGAACAAGUCAGAAUAGAACUGGAGCCACCAGAUAAAGCUAAAUCCUUGGGCACAGUUCAGCAAAAAAGAAGGGAAAAAAUGCAGCAGAAAAAAUCACAAGAUCUAGAAUCUGUUCAGGAAGUUGGAGGUUCCUACUGGCAAAGAGUAACUCUCAUCCUGGAAUUACUGCAGCACAAAAAGAAGCUCAAAAGUCCCCAGAUACUGGUGCCAACUCUCUUUAACUUGCUCUCAAGGUGUUUGGAACCCUUGCCACAAGAGCAGGGAAAUAUGGAGUACACCAAACAGUUAAUUCUUAGUUGUCUGCUCAACAUCUGCCAAAAACUCUCUCCAGAUGGUGGCAAAAUACCCAAAGAUAUUUUAGAUGAGGAGAAGUUCAAUGUGGAGUUGAUCGUUCAAUGCAUCCGCCUUUCGGAGAUGCCUCAGACCCAUCACCAUGCCCUUUUACUUUUGGGCACUGUUGCUGGAAUAUUUCCGGAUAAAGUUCUACACAAUAUCAUGUCUAUUUUUACAUUUAUGGGAGCCAAUGUCAUGCGCCUAGAUGAUGCUUACAGUUUUCAGGUUAUUAACAAGACAGUAAAAAUGGUUAUUCCCGCACUUAUUCAGUCUGAUAGUGGAGAUUCUAUAGAAGUUACAAGAAACGUUGAAGAGAUUGUGGUAAAAAUCAUUAAUGUAUUUGUGGAUGCGUUACCACAUGUCCCCGAGCACAGGCGCCUGCCCAUCCUUGUUCAACUUGUUGAUACACUGGGUGCAGAAAAAUUCCUCUGGGUUCUCCUCAUCUUGCUUUUUGAACAGUAUGUCACAAAAACAGUGCUGGCAGCUGCCUGUGGAGAAAAGGAUGCUAUUUUAGAAGCAGACACUGAAUUUUGGUUUUCAGUCUGUUGUGAAUUUAGUGUCCAGCAUCAGAUACAAAGCUUGAUGAAAAUCCUCCAGUACUUACUAAAGCUUCCAGAGGAAAAAGAAGAAACCAUUCCCAAAGCAGUGUCUAAUAAGAGCGAAUCACAAGAAGAAAUGCUACUGAUUUUUAAUGUGGAGACGCACACUAGCAAGCAGCUGCGGCAUUUUAAGUUUUUGUCAGUGUCCUUCAUGUCUCAGCUCCUGUCUUCCGAUAAUUUUCUGAAAAAGGUGGUUGAGAGUGGUGGUCCUGAGGUUUUAAAAGGCCUUGAAGAGAGGUUGCUGGAGACCGUUCUCGGCUAUAUCAACGCUGUCGCACAGUCCGUGGAAAAGAACGCAGACAAACUCACCGUGAAGUUCUGGCGAGCGCUCCUUAGUAAAGCUUACGACCUGUUAGACAAGGUCAAUGCCUUGCUGCCCACAGAGACAUUCAUUCCUGUCAUCAGAGGGCUGGUGGGCAAUCCCCUGCCAUCUGUUCGCCGGAAAGCACUGGACCUUUUGAAUAACAAGCUACAGCAGAAUAUAUCCUGGAAGAAGACAGUAGUUUACCGUUUCCUGAAGCUGGUUCCAGACCUUUUGGCCAUUGUGCAGCGUAAGAAAAAGGAAGGGGAAGAAGAACAAGCCAUCAACAGACAGACAGCGUUGUAUGCCUUAAAGCUUUUAUGCAAGAAUUUUGGUGCAGAAAAUCCAGAUCCUUUUGUCCCAGUGCUGAGCACUGCUGUGAAACUGAUUGCUGCAGAGAGAAAGGAAGAGAAGAAUGUCUUGGGAAGUGCACUGCUGUGCGUAGCCGAGGUGGCCUCCACCCUGGAAGCACUGGCCAUCCCUCAGCUUCCCAGCCUGAUGCCAUCGUUGCUGACGACAAUGAAGAACACCAGUGACCUGGUCUCCAGCGAGGUCUAUCUGCUCAGCGCCUUGGCUGCCCUGCAGAAGGUGGUAGAGACUCUCCCACACUUCAUCAGCCCCUACCUGGAAGGUAUUCUCUCCCAGGUGAUUCAUUUGGAGAAAAUUACUAGUGAAAUGGGUUCCGCCUCACAGGCCAAUAUCCGUCUCACGUCCCUUAAAAAGACACUGGCUACCACACUUGCACCCCGAGUCCUAUUGCCCGCCGCCAAAAAAACUUACAAGCAGAUUGAGAAGAGCUGGAAGAAUCACAUGGGUCCGUUUAUGAGCAUCUUGCAAGAGCAUAUUGGGGUGAUGAAGAAGGAAGAGCUCACCUCCCAUCAGUCUCAGCUAACCACAUUUUUCCUGGAGGCCCUGGACUUCCGAGCACAGCACUCUGAGGACGAUCUGGAGGAAAUUGGAAAAACAGAAAAUUGUAUCAUCGACUGUCUAGUGGCCAUGGUUGUGAAACUUUCCGAGGUCACAUUCAGACCCCUGUUCUUCAAGCUCUUUGAUUGGGCUAAAACUGAAGAUGCCCCAAAGGACAGGCUGCUGACAUUUUACAACUUGGCAGAUUGCAUUGCUGAAAAGCUGAAAGGGCUUUUUACUCUGUUUGCCGGCCACUUAGUGAAGCCUUUUGCCGACACCUUGAACCAGGUGAACAUCUCCAAAACAGAUGAAGCAUUUUUUGACUCUGAAAAUGACCCUGAAAAGUGCUGCUUGCUGUUGCGGUUUAUCUUGAACUGUUUAUACAAAAUCUUCCUUUUUGAUACCCAGCAUUUUAUAAGCAAAGAGAGAGCAGAAGCCUUGAUGAUGCCUCUGGUGGAUCAGCUGGAAAACAGGCUUGGGGGAGAAGAGAAAUUCCAGGAACGGAUGACAAAGCACCUGAUCCCUUGCAUCGCACAGUUUUCAGUGGCCAUGGCGGAUGACUCUCUUUGGAAACCACUGAACUACCAGAUUCUGCUAAAGACGAGAGACUCCUCGCCUAAGGUUCGAUUUGCUGCUUUGAUUACUGUGUUAGCACUGGCUGAAAAACUAAAGGAGAAUUACAUUGUCCUGCUGCCAGAAUCCAUUCCUUUCUUAGCAGAACUGAUGGAAGAUGAAUGUGAAGAAGUAGAACAUCAGUGCCAAAAGACUAUUCAACAGCUGGAAACUGUGCUGGGGGAGCCGCUCCAGAGCUACUUCUAAGACUGUGGUGUUUCAUACUCAGAGUUCAGAUUUAUUUUUUAUAUUUUUAUUUUUGGGUGUUGGGCGCCCUAUUACUUUUGGUGCCUUAAUACACCUACUUGGACUACUUACAAAUAUUUUAUUGUAUCUUUACAAAAUUCCCACCUGGUUUGUGCUACCACAUAAGCCUCUCCUGCCAAUUGUACAGAGCUGCAGAAAGAGUAAACGAUACACGGUCUUUUUAUACAGA